AUGAAAUUAGAAAACUACGUGACCCCAGAAAGACUUGUAGAGUACAGAGAAGUCUACGAUUUUUUCGAUCCCGAUAAAAAAGGAAGAAUACCCUGCGAAAUCCUUCUAACUGCCCUUCGUAAACUUUUCCUCAUGCCCUCCAAUUGCGAACUCGAGGAACUACUCCGAUCAGUUGAUACGAACAAUAGCAUCCUCUCCGAGGGCGUAAGCUACGAACAAUUUUGCCAGAUAUCUUCGAAGAAAGAAAAAGACGUACUCAGCGAGCAAGAUAUUCUAAAUGCUUUCUCUUUAAUCGAUUCUGAGGGAAGAGGCUAUGUAACCACCGACGACCUAAGGCAACUUCUUUGCAAUCGCGGAGACCAGCUAUCUGAAGGUGAAAUCACUGCGUUAAUUAAGGCCGCUAAAGCGACAGGAAGCGGUCAAGUCGAUUAUAAAGCCUUUAUAAAUGACAUGAUGUCAAGAAAUUGA
This is a messenger RNA of Rodentolepis nana, 468 nucleotides long. The record is from the annotation of a GenBank genome assembly. Lineage: Eukaryota; Metazoa; Platyhelminthes; Cestoda; Cyclophyllidea; Hymenolepididae.